Molecule: messenger RNA, 1938 nt
Organism: Cyphellophora attinorum
Lineage: Eukaryota; Fungi; Ascomycota; Eurotiomycetes; Chaetothyriales; Cyphellophoraceae
Exons: 2
Coding region: 1-1938 (645 amino acids)
Cellular component (GO): membrane
Molecular function (GO): acetyl-CoA transmembrane transporter activity
Source: RefSeq, a predicted model, not a curated record
AUGCCGCCUGAUUCUCUGGGUGAGCCCCUCGCACAACCACUCUUUGUCUCUCGUCACUCUUUGAACAUUCAGGAACUGCCACGUUCAACGCAGUCCACCAUCAACAACUCACGAACUCCACAUGCGCACCCUCAGCAAAACCUUGACAUCGAGCUGAAUUCGCUCUCUUCCACUGCACGCGACGACGACUCAGACACGUCCCUGUCAGACAUCGGAGAGAACGAGGGCGACAGACUUGUGCCCGGCGGCUCAGCAACCCAGAUGAAACGCGCAUCACGCCGGAACAAGAGCAAGAGCCCGCAUCCGGAUCUCAAGAUACAAGUCAACGGCAACGGAGGAGCCAAUGGCCAUUUGAACGGGCACGCCAACGGCAGCGCGUCCUCCAGUAUGGAGUUGAGACGCAAGCAUGUCACCAACGAAGACUCCCAUCGCGAUGAGCUCAUGUCGCAUUCACAAUUCUCCCUCGAUUCCGAGCCUCCUCCACCGACCCCUCAGACACCGGGCAUGGUGACCACCUCCUUUUCCUCCCUACCGAUCACAGACAAGCGCAACUUUCUCCUGUUAUGUCUACUCUACUUCCUCCAAGGCAUCCCGAUGGGCCUCGCUGCCGGCUCCGUGCCAUUCCUCCUCAAGAACUACCUCUCCUAUACUCAAAUCGGAAUCUUCUCGUUAGCGAUAUACCCAUACAGUCUAAAGCUGCUCUGGUCGCCAAUAGUGGACGCAGUAUGGUCACGCAGAAUUGGACGCCGCAUGUCGUGGAUCCUGCCCAUCCAGACAGUGUCCGGAUGCAGCAUGAUCUACCUUGGAGGACAGAUCGACAAAAUGAUGGUAAAGGCUGGUGCUGACAGCGGUUCUGGUGUUUGGGGCUUUACUGGCUGGUGGUUUUUACUCGUCUUUCUCUGCGCGACACAAGACAUUGCUGUAGAUGGCUGGGCCAUCUCGCUGCUGUCAAUGGCGAAUAUAUCCUACGCAUCGACUGCGCAGACUGUUGGCCUAACAGCUGGCUCCUUUCUCUCGCACACCGUCUUUCUCGCGUUACAAGCGCCUGACUUUGCGAACCACUGGUUUCGAACCGUACCGAGUAAAGUCGGACUGCUCACACUUGGCGGAUACAUGGAGUUCUGGGGCUGGGUGUACCUGGCGGUCACACUUGGACUGGCCCUAUUGAAGAAAGAAGAGAAGACGAGAGACCGCGAGGGCAUUAUGGAGGUCUACCGCUCAAUGUGGCAAGUCAUCAAACUGCCCAACAUUUUGACGAUAGUCGCCAUACACCUGAUCUCGAAGCUCGGAUUCGUCACCAACGAGGCCGUCACCAACCUCAAACUACUGGACAAGGGCUUCGGUCAGGCCAAUCUAGCCCUGGUCGUGCUCAUCGACUUCCCCUUCGAGCUGGGUCUAGGCUACUACGCGGGCAAAUGGUCAACAGAAUACACACCCCUGCGACUGUGGUGUUGGGCGUACGUCGCUCGACUUGUCGCAGCGCUUUUCGCACAGCUGACUGUCGUCAUCUACCCAACAGCACACGACGAAGCCGUACCCGCAUGGUACUUGCUUACCGUCAUCGUGUCUCACGUCUACUCGACAUUCACAAGCACCAUCAUGUUCGUCGCCUCGGCUGCUUUCCACGCCAGAAUAGCAGAUCCCAACAUCGGCGGUACAUACAUGACGCUACUUGCCACUGUAUCAAACCUCGGAGGCACCUUCCCCAAAUUCUUCCUCCUCAAAUCCGUCGACCUCUUCACCAGCGCAACCUGCCAACCCCUAGACCGCGCCUCAUCCGCCUUCGACGACUUCAUCAAAGCCAACCCCGACAUCACGCCCAUCACCGAGGCCUUCUCAUGUGCUCUCGAAGCCGAGAAGAACGCCUGCAUCAAAGGCGGCGGUACCUGCACAUCGAGCGCGAUGGGUACUACAUCACGAACAUCGUCUUCGUCCUGA